Messenger RNA from Microthlaspi erraticum, 1173 nucleotides. NCBI's taxonomy places the organism in Eukaryota, Viridiplantae, Streptophyta, Magnoliopsida, Brassicales, Brassicaceae. The record is from the annotation of a GenBank genome assembly.
AUGUCAGAAUCCCCAAAUAAACAUAUGAAACUCACAGCAAAUCUUUCUGAAAAUCUCUUGGAGCACAUCGUCUCAUUGUAUCUCCCCAUCCAAUCUGUUUUAACAAACCGAAGUGUGUCUAGGAGAUUCAGGGAAGCAGAGAUUCGAUCUCGAAACCUCGACUUUAGCGGAAUAUAUUCCGUGAGGCGCAAACAAUCAGACGUCGUACGUGCCGUGGAAGACGUUUUCAACGAGCACAAAGGGUCAGAGAUUAAUCGUUUCGUUCUGAUUCUCAACCAUAUAGGCGUGGAAGACAAGAUAGUCUCUUGGAUCAAGACGUGUCUUGAUAAAAACAUACAAGAAUUUGUCUUAGAUUUCUCCAAAUCUAAGAAAACUAUAGAGAUCCCUAUCGAUUUCUCAGCCGUCGAGACUUUAACAGCCUUGACGCUACGAUGGUGCAAGUUUCACAUUCCGGAAAAUUCUCCAAAGGGUCUUAAACUUUUGAGGACACUUUCUCUAAUGAAGACUGAGAUAAAACAGGAGAUGAUAGAUGCAAUUGUUGAAAAUUGCAUCUAUCUUGCAACGCUUGAACUAAAACAAUGCUUAAUGCGUGGGAUAUUGAGCAUCAAUGCUCAUAAUCACAAGAAGUUCAAGUCGAUAUCUGUGUGUUCUAUGCCGAAGCUGUUGGGAAUCAUUUUGGAUGCACCCACUCUCGAAUGUUACACGUAUGAAGGAUAUGUGAAGGUUUUUGACUUUUCAAGAGUGGUUGCACUUAAAGAGGCGAAUCUCCAUUACAAUCGGAGAUUCAAUUGGCGUUAUGACGCAUCUGACAUGGUUCGUGCUAACAUGGGAGCCCAUGUAGGAGUUCGUGUCUUCGCAACCACAAACAUCUUUCUUGAGAUUAAGAAUUUCACAUUUGAUCCUGGUUUUCUGUGGGAGUUUCAUUAUCAGCAAGAUCUUCAAAAUUAUGAUAACAAAUGUUUCAAGUCCAUCAAAGAAGUUAAGAUCAAUGGCUAUAAAGGCGACAAGCAUGAGCUUAUUAUAGUGGCGUUCUUUGUAUGGAAGGCACAAUCACUAAAGAAGUUGGAGUUGGUGAUUUCUAAAAAAGCGAAAGAGCAAGCUCAAGGAUCCGAUUAUGGAAACAUAAAUGAUAUAAAAAGGCUUUAUCCAAACGUGAUAGUAACCGAAUAUUAA